AUGUCCGUGCAACCCCAAGGAUGGCAUGAACGCUACAGCUCCAGGACCUGGAGGCUCGCAGCUGUGUGCGUCAGCGUUGUGUUGAUGCGCCACGGCGAAGAAGCACUGGCGUACGACGUAACUCGCGGGCGGAUGUCUCAGCCAGAUAUGUCAAAUGAGCACGCGCCGUUGCCUUCAGAAACGUUUGUGGAAUGUAAUGGGUCGAAGCAGGACACAGUACCCAACGAGCCGUUCGUUGUGACGCUUUCCAAGGAGAAGCCCGCCGCCACCGUACACUGCACGGAAGAAAACAACAAAGUCAUUCCCCAAGAUUCAAAGAAAGUUUGCUACCCUCAGGCCAACAACCCGACGGUCGAUGGGUGUAGUAAGGCAAACCCCACAAACAUCCAAGUUUCCCUCCAAGAGCUCCUUGGUUCGAGCACCGAGAUCGCUGCAACAAUUUCGCCGCUGGCGAAGGAGAACAAAACGCAAGGUGAGCAGUGGAGACUGGCGCUAAAAGAAACAGAUUUUCCUUUAUCGGACCAAUCCUUCUUCGUCGGAUGCCAGCAAACCACCAAGAACAAUUCGAUUUGCAAAGCAACAGUCAACGUGAAAGCGAGGCAAUCAUCUGCCCGUGAUAACGUUGUUCAGUGCGCGUACGGAAGAGAGAGCAAUCCUGACGACGUAGAGGUUGUGAUAACGGAAAGCAACAGGGCUCUGACUCUCGACUGCGGGAAAGAUGGCUCUGUCAAGCCGUCAAAAUACACAAGUUUAUACUGCGACCUCGCGGACUUGGAUAAUUGCACUAAGCACUUCUCAGAUAUUUUCCCGGGCUUUGACGAGAACUGGUGGACGAAGGAAGAACAAGGGAGAGUGCCGGCGAAACUAACAAUUCCUUCGACGGGCUUUCCAAGUGAAGACCGAAGCUUCUUUAUCGGGUGUGCUCCGCUUCCGGAUGCCGGAACCGGGCAAGAAUCUCGCAGCGAUUCGGAGAGUGAACAACAGGCACCGCCAGCGAAAUCAACUUGCAAAGUGCGUGUGACCGUGAGAGCUGCGAGCUCUGCAUCCCUAGCACUGACAUCCGUAGGAACGUCAGUUGCAGCAUCUGUGGCUGCCGUCCUCGCAAUUGUCGUCGCUGGCUUAAUGUGA
Besnoitia besnoiti is the source of this 1128-nucleotide messenger RNA. RefSeq names its product SAG-related sequence. Gene Ontology annotation, cellular component: membrane. NCBI's taxonomy places the organism in Eukaryota, Apicomplexa, Conoidasida, Eucoccidiorida, Sarcocystidae. The record is from RefSeq and is a predicted model, not a curated record. The coding region runs from base 1 to 1128 and encodes 375 amino acids. The transcript has a single exon.